Dermacentor andersoni is the source of this 745-nucleotide messenger RNA. RefSeq lists its product as uncharacterized. Lineage: Eukaryota; Metazoa; Arthropoda; Arachnida; Ixodida; Ixodidae. The record is from RefSeq and is a predicted model, not a curated record.
CGUUGACCGCGCCGGCACGCGACGUUCGAAGCACGCUCCUCGCGCAGGUGCACCGGUCCUAGGCCAGCCCAGACGGUCGACAUCCACCCGGCACGAUGGACGUAUCUACGGACACCGCUACGCUGGGGUCCAAUGCUGAAGCCGCCCGGGACGCCAGCAAAGCCGCCAGCCAGCCCGAGCUGGGAGACGAAGGCGUCGUCGCGGACGGCCCGAGGCCGUCGUCGCGGGAGGCGGCCAAGCCGUCCGGUGAGGCCACCCGCUCCCCGUCUGGAGACGAAGUGGUCUCCCCGACGAUACCCGUCGUCGAGGAGGCUCCCCGCGCCGAAGGCGAGGGCACGACUCCCGCCGCUGCCGACUCGAAGCCCGACGACGCCAAGCCGCCCGCGGAUGCUGAAGUCGCCUCGCAGACUGACGAUGAGCCGAGCAAGGACGGGAAGAGUGACAUUGCCGACAAGCCCGCGUUCAACGCGGAGCCCAACGCGCCUCCACCGACGCGCACCUUCACGUUUAAGGUGGGAAGCCUGGCGUAGGGGUCCAGGUGGCCUUCUGCUGCGUCAGAAAGGCCCCACGACAGGCUAGCCGCCACCACCCCUCCUCGAGAAAAAAUGGCCGCCGCCUGCUCCCCACAGCGUGUCUCUCUGCUCUGCUCCUAGCUCCACACAGUUGCUCUCUGAAGUGGCAGCCAUCGCCCAACGCGCAAGUCGAUCUGAAUAAAGAAAAAAAAUUGUGCUGUCGUUCCCGGCCA